GCAACGGGUGGCUGCGGCGCGUGCAAUCGCCUUAUCCCGGUCUCGCCGCCAGCCACAAAGCCCCCCGAGCGCCACCGGUGAUCGCCGCGCCCACUACAUAUGCGCGUCGUCCGGUCGCCUCCGUUUCGCCGAGCGAUCCGAGGGAGCGAGCCAGGAAGACCACGAGCCAUGGCCACCCACGCAGCGCUCGCCGCGUCCCGCAUUCCGGCCACCGCGCGGCUGCACAGCAGGGCGGCGUCGAAGCAGAGGGUGGACUUCGCCGAUUUCUCCGGGCUGAGGCCGGGAUCGUGCUCCGUCAGCCACGCGGCGAGGGAGGCUUCCUUCUCCGAUGUGCUUGGCUCGCAGCUCGUCGCCAGGGCCACCGGAGAGAACGCCGUGAGGGCGCCGGCUGAGGCGAAGCUCAAGGUGGCCAUCAACGGUUUCGGCCGCAUUGGGCGCAACUUCCUCCGGUGCUGGCACGGCCGUGAGAACUCCCCGCUCGAGGUCAUCGUCGUCAACGACAGCGGAGGCGUCAGGAACGCAUCCCACCUUCUCAAGUACGACUCGAUGCUCGGCACCUUCAAGGCCGACGUCAAGAUCGUCGACGACGAGACCAUCAGCGUCGACGGCAAGCUGAUCAAGGUCGUCUCCAACAGGGACCCCCUCAAGCUGCCAUGGGCCGAGCUCGGCAUCGACAUUGUCAUCGAGGGCACUGGAGUGUUCGUCGACGGCCCCGGCGCCGGGAAGCACAUCCAGGCCGGCGCGAAGAAGGUCAUCAUCACUGCUCCGGCGAAGGGUGCUGACAUCCCGACCUACGUCCUCGGUGUCAACGAGGGGGACUACUCCCACGAAGUGGCCAACAUUAUCAGCAAUGCUUCCUGCACAACCAACUGCCUUGCUCCGUUCGUCAAGAUCUUGGACGAAGAGUUUGGAAUCGUGAAGGGAACCAUGACCACAACUCACUCCUACACCGGCGACCAGAGGUUGCUGGACGCGUCGCACCGUGACCUGAGGAGGGCGAGGGCGGCGGCGCUAAACAUCGUGCCGACGAGCACCGGAGCCGCCAAGGCCGUGGCUCUGGUGCUGCCCCAGCUGAAGGGGAAGCUCAACGGCAUCGCGCUCCGCGUGCCGACCCCGAACGUGUCCGUGGUGGACCUGGUGAUCAACACCGUGAAGACCGGCAUCACCGCCGACGACGUGAACGCGGCGUUCCGCAAGGCCGCGUCCGGCCCCCUCAACGGCAUCCUCGACGUCUGCGACGUGCCGCUCGUGUCCGUCGACUUCCGCUGCUCCGACGUCUCCUCCACCAUCGACGCCUCGCUCACCAUGGUCAUGGGCGACGACAUGGUCAAGGUGGUCGCCUGGUACGACAACGAGUGGGGCUACAGCCAACGCGUGGUCGAUCUGGCGCAUCUGGUGGCGAGCAAGUGGCCGGGAGUGGCGGCGCAGGGCAGCGGCGACCCACUGGAGGACUUCUGCAAGGACAACCCGGAGACCGACGAGUGCAAAGUGUACGAGAACUAAGGCUCUCCCGUAGGUGCAGAAACAUAUAUACAAUAUACACUGUAAUGAAGCACGCACGUGCAUUGACUGUCCCCGGGCGGAAUUUACUUCCUGUAUCGUGCUCGGAUUCGACGCAGGAACACAUGACCGUCGAAGAAGAGAUACAUUGCAGAGACGGACGGGCCAUUUUCUGUGAGGUGUGGUACUGAACUUUGGUACAGACUUCAGGUUUUCUUUCGGGAACUUGUUUCAAUUACUUCCUCUUC
Messenger RNA from Oryza brachyantha (malo sina), 1748 nucleotides. Its product is annotated as glyceraldehyde-3-phosphate dehydrogenase GAPB, chloroplastic. Lineage: Eukaryota; Viridiplantae; Streptophyta; Magnoliopsida; Poales; Poaceae. Gene Ontology annotation, molecular function: NAD binding; NADP binding; glyceraldehyde-3-phosphate dehydrogenase (NAD+) (phosphorylating) activity. The record is from RefSeq and is a predicted model, not a curated record. Gene Ontology annotation, biological process: glucose metabolic process. Bases 100 to 1503 code for a protein of 467 amino acids. Gene Ontology annotation, cellular component: chloroplast. The transcript is spliced from 9 exons.